CUGUCGCUCUCUCCCAAGCAUGAAACUGCGUGUGCGGAUGAACAAGCAGACCAACCGGGUGGAGCUGGAGGGAGAGGAGCCCACUCUGACAGAGCUCAACGUUCAAAUCAGAGAGAUCCUUCUGCCUUCACAUGGACUCAGCCCAGACACAGAGUUCACCUUGUCCCUGAAUGGUUCAGAUCUUCUAUCUGACUCUGGUCAGACUUUGUCCUCCUGUGGCAUCGUCUCUGGGGACCUGGUCUGUGUCAUCCUACCUCCAUUGGUGGCUGUGCCCUCCGCCGCCUCUGCCCCCUCCGCUGCCCCUGCCCCCUCAGCCCGCCAGGCCCCCAGCGGUAGCAGCAGUAGUUCUGGGGUGUACCAAGCUGUACCCCCACCAGCCCAAUGCUCCAGUGAGGCCAGCACCGUCAGGGGGGUGGAGCCUCAACAGGAAGUGGUCAGAGGGGAGGAGCAGGAAGAAGAGGCAGGUCGGUGGGUGUGGGAGCCCAUGCUGUGUGGGGAGGCAGAAGGGGGGAAGGUACCCCAUUCCCUGGAAGUUCUGCACCACCAGGCUCAGAGCAGCAGUACCUGUGAUGCCCUGAUGGUGGCAGUACACCUCCUGAUGCUAGAGACAGGCUUCCUGUGCCAGGGCCCUGAGGUGCGUCCUGGUGAGAUGCCAGCAGGAUGGAGGGCACCAGGAGGCCUGUACAGACUGCAGUAUGCCCAUCCUCUCUGUGAUGGCAGCCUGGCCACAGUCCUAGCUGUACCAAUGGGACCCAUUCUGGUCAUCAACGCCACCCUGAAGAUGAACCAGCAGGUGGACACAGUGAGAAAACUGUCGCUGAAGCCCUCCACCUAUGUGACUGACCAGUGGACAGGUGACAGUGCAGCGGCCGUCUACACAGAGCUGAGGAAGCUGUCCCGGAUCUUCAAAGACCAGAUGGUGUAUCCUCUGAUAGCUGCAGCCAGAGAAGCCAUGGCCCUGCCGGCAGUGUUUGGCCUGCCAGUCCUUCCUCCGGAGCUGUUACUGAGGGUGCUGAGACUGCUGGACGUCUCCUCUCUCCUGGCCCUCUCCUCAGUCAACAGACACCUCCACCAGGCCACCACAGACCCUGCCCUCUGGAGACACCUCUACCACAGAGACUUCAGGGACUGCCAAGACCACAGCAGAGCCAGAGACACUCAAUGGAGAGAGCUCUACAAGAGGAAGUACAAGUGGAAAAGAGAAGCAGCUAGUUAUCCCCGCCCCCUGCCCCGUUACCACCCUGCCCCCCCACCCCUCUACCCCCUCCACCCCCUCCCCAACAGCCCCUUCCCCCUCUACCCCCCUGGCAUCAUUGGUGGGGAGUACGACCAGAGACCUGGCUUCCCCGGUGGCAUUCUGCCCCGCCCCCGCUACGACCCCAUUGGUCCGCUCCCAGGUCACGACCCCCACAGCAGGAGGGCUGAUUGGACGAAGGGGGCUGAGGCCUGCUGGGAACCGGCCGGCUGACAUCAGAAGAGGGUUCAUAUGAACCCCUGACCCCUAGUGGUGGUGUAGGAGAAUGACCACCACACAGAGGAGCCAUAAUAAAACAGAGGUGUGGAAGACUGAUUGAUUGAUUGAUUGAUUGAUUGAUUGAUUGAUUGAUUAGCCUACCUAUAUUUAAAUAACAAGGCACAAGCGUCCGUGCUAUAGUCACAGAUAAAUGGCGUUGUUCGGCCCGAUGCGCAACGGGUCUAGAAACACUAACCCGCAUCCAGCCUGCUUAUUGACCCCCCAAAACCUCAUCCAGGUGUUUUUAUAAAAACCUAUCCCCUGACCCAGAAUCAGCUUUAAAAACUAAUGUUCUCCUGUGUGUGUUAGUGAGUGAGGAGAUCAUAAUGAUCUGCUAUCUUCAUUUGAUCACGCUGUUGUUGCAGAGAAUUUUGCUGCACAGCAGGAAAUGCAAACUUGUAGUGUAUUAAAUUAAAAAAAAAGCCUUCUAAUGUUUUCCUGUGAGAAACUGGUCAAAUUAAGAUAGCAGAUCUGUGUGAGGAGUUUCUGUCUUCCACUAUGAAGACAUUUUUGUAAAGCACUUGUUUCCCGCAGACUAAAGCUUUCAAUUAAAAUGAGAAAUGGCAAUCGA
Coregonus clupeaformis (lake whitefish) is the source of this 2084-nucleotide messenger RNA. Its product is annotated as F-box only protein 7-like. Gene Ontology annotation, biological process: positive regulation of autophagy of mitochondrion; autophagy of mitochondrion. The transcript is spliced from 9 exons. Gene Ontology annotation, molecular function: protein kinase binding. Bases 20 to 1468 code for a protein of 482 amino acids. NCBI's taxonomy places the organism in Eukaryota, Metazoa, Chordata, Actinopteri, Salmoniformes, Salmonidae. The record is from RefSeq and is a predicted model, not a curated record.